UAGACAUUUUCGAUAGUAUAUUUAUGAAACUAUAGAGACAAAAGUUUUUAAAGAAGUGAUUUUUCCACAACGGGAACGUGUAUUUCACCGUUUUUCACUUAGUUUUACAUGUUUCCCUUCAUUUUACACUAUGACGGAUUCUUCAAAUGUUUUCAAUAAUUUCGAUAAUAAACCUGAGUUCCUAACACUCAUAAAAUCGAUUAUAAAGAAGGAUGAUGCAAAUCGAUUGCUAGCAGUAUUAAAUUAUCUUAGUCAAGAUACCGCUACUUUAAAUACCACUGACAAUAAUAAAUGUAACGAAAUAGAAAACAAACUGUUUGAUUUUGAGCAUACAGUUCUUGGAUAUGAAAAUUUAUUGCAUCUUGCAGUUUUAUAUCAUGCUUCCGCUUGUAUUCAAAUCUUAAUCAAUCCACCAUAUAUGUGGAGUCCAUAUUACGUGAAUAAAAAUGGGGAAAGUGCUAUGCAACUAGCUGAACAACAAGGAUGUUUUAAAUUGCAAUAUAUAAUGGCAGCGAAUUCACCAGAAAAUUUUUUUGUUACUCCUGAAUUCUCACUCCGAUCAGUUUCGUCGCUUUUAAUUUAUCCACAAGCAUUUAUUACAGAACCAUUUUCUUAUAGUGAGCUUUUCAAUUGGAGUAACUAUGAUGUUAUGCCUGGUAGUGCAGUUGAAUACCUGAACAAUAGAAUAAUUGGUCAAUAUAGAUCAGUUCAUAAUUUAUCAUUGCUUUUUGAAUUGAUAAUUGCAACUCCAGAAAUUUGUCCUACAAUAUUAUCAGAUAUAAAUGAAAUACGUAAAAUAUUAAAUGAUAUUAAGAAAUAUUAUGAAAAUUAUAAUAGAACAUUAGAUGAUAAAUGCCGAUAUGCUAUGGAACUGCAUUUUUUAACUAUUUUUUCUGAACAUAUGACAGUAACUCAUAAAUGGGAAGAAAUAUGGAAUAGAUUAUUUUAUACGUGGUUAUUUUAUCGUACAGUAAUUAAAAAUAAAAAGAAUAUCAAAUGGAAUGACAUCAAUACUUACAUGUACAUUCAACAACCAUUUGAAUUACAAGCUAUUUGUCGUAUUUCAUUGAGAAGAUAUGCAGUAAAACAAACAGGUGUCAACUACGCUUAUUUCGUUAAACAUUUGGACUUACCAAUACACUUGGAAAAUUACCUACUCUAUAGUGAAUACUGGUAUCUUUGAAAAUUCAGAAACCAAAGUCAUACUAACACAUAAAAAAUUAUAUUUACAGAUAUCCUUGAAUUUUGUACAUGUUUCAUACUGACAUACACAAUGUAAAUACCGAUUAAUCUCUAAAGUAACAUUCAUGAAGGGUUAUUUUUUAAGCAAACUAAUGCAUUACUACUAAUUUUAAACCACAUGUUGGUAAGCUACUCAAUUCUGUUUUAAAGACGUAACAGCCUGAAUUCGUGUUUGAAUAAAUUUCAAUAAACUGUCAAAGUAAAGGAUAUCCAAAGCCCGCUUCGAUAGUUUGAAUAAAUGUUUGUCAGAACCCCUAAUGUAAAAUCAGUCAUAAAAUUGGGACCAGAAUAAUUCACUCGAACUGAAGAAUUCAUAAAACCACCUAACUGAUUCUAAAAGCUGUGGUGACUUUUCGUGUUAGGUUAAGUCAAAAUAUGAUAGUAAAACUGUUUGAAAUAACUGCUAAUAGUUAUCCCUCAAAAAUCACUAUUACCUGGGACGGGACUGGAAAUCCAUGAUUAUUGAACAGUUCUUAUAGUCAGAAUUUAUGGGCCAACACAUGGGAAAAUUUUCCAAUACUGAUAAUUGUAUUAGUUCAUAAUGGAAAUGAAGCUUAAUUAAGUUCUUAUCCGAUAAUAACAACACUUCGACGAUAUAUCAGCCUAAACUGCCUUACAAAUUAUAUAAACGAACUCUAAUUUGCUGCUAUCAAUGUUUUAUAAGUAGCCAAUAGUUAACAUUUACUAGUCGAAUGCUAUUUUGAACGAUAUCACUCAAUGAAUCUCCACACUACUAACA
Messenger RNA from Schistosoma bovis, 1981 nucleotides. The record is from the annotation of a GenBank genome assembly. NCBI's taxonomy places the organism in Eukaryota, Metazoa, Platyhelminthes, Trematoda, Strigeidida, Schistosomatidae.